This is a messenger RNA of Acipenser ruthenus (sterlet), 10649 nucleotides long. RefSeq names its product histone acetyltransferase p300. The record is from RefSeq and is a predicted model, not a curated record. Bases 731 to 8827 code for a protein of 2698 amino acids. Gene Ontology annotation, biological process: positive regulation of transcription by RNA polymerase II. NCBI's taxonomy places the organism in Eukaryota, Metazoa, Chordata, Actinopteri, Acipenseriformes, Acipenseridae. Gene Ontology annotation, molecular function: zinc ion binding; chromatin DNA binding; protein binding. Gene Ontology annotation, cellular component: transcription regulator complex; nucleus; histone acetyltransferase complex. The transcript has 31 exons.
GGGUGGGGUGACGUAUAUAAUCGACCUCACUAUUACGAACAAACCCGACUUGUGUUGAAAAUCGCACAGUAAAAGCGACUGCAGACAGUGUGUAACUUUUUUCCUAUCACUGUAAUUAUUAUUAUUAAUAUUAAUAUUAUUAUUAUUAGGGGUGUCCGUUUAUUAUUGCCCGGGUGAGAUGUUUUUAAUCGCGAUUAGGACCAGUCGUGGCAAUACUAGGAUGCCUCAAUUAGCCACCGCGUUGUGGCAUUUUUUAAUCCGUUUGUGAAGCAGCAAAUUUGGAGGGGUGUGCGUUUGAUUUAUUUAGUCCUGUGGAGGAGGAGGAGGUGGUGGAGGAGGAGGUAGAAUAUUUGGUUCUCCUUUUUUUUUUUUGUGUGAGUUUGACGUUGCAAUAUUAUUACCCAGCAAGUAAUGCUGGAUAAUAAUGAAAAUAAGGAUCCGGUAAUGAUGGAGGAUCAACCAUUGGACAUUAUUACAGCCAUAUGAGUUAGUUUAGCGACUACAAGGCCUCUUCUGGAGUCCCUCUCUCCUCUUUUUUUUCAUUUUUUCACUCCCUUUCUCCAAAAAAGAAAACACACGAGAGAGAGAGAGGAGGGGAAUAACGUGAGGAAAAGGAGAGACGUGAAAAGAAAAGACUAUUUAUUAUUUUAAAUAAAGAACAAGGAUUUUUUUUUUUUUUUGGUGGUGUUUAUUAUUAUUAUUAUUAUUAUUUGUUGUUAAUUUGUGGAAAAUGGCCGAUAAUGUUUUGGAUCCCGGUCCGCCUUCUGCUAAGCGGCCUAAACUCUCUUCCCCGGCGCUGUCGGUCUCCGCGAGCGACGGAACAGAUUUCGGCUCCCUGUUUGACCUGGAGCACGACCUCCCUGAUGAGCUCAUCAGCUCCACGGACCUGGGUCUCCAGAACGGGUCGGACCUGAGUCAGCUGCACACGAGUCUGGGUCAGGCCGUCCCGCUCGACGCGGCCUCCAAACACAAGCAACUCUCGGAGCUCCUGAGGGCCAGCAACGCCUCGAACCUGGGGCCCAGCCAGGGAGGGGCCAACAACAGCAGCAACACAACGGCCAUGGGUCUCCUCAAUAACAUUAAACCGGGCUUGAGCCAGCAAGGGAUGCUGGGAGGGAUGACCUCAGCCAUGAUGGCCGGGCAGGCUGGGAACGGACAGCAGCAGCAGCAGCAGCAGCAAGGGAUGAUGGGAGGUCAGGUGAUGAACGGUUCCCUGGCUGCACCCCCUGCUGGCGGAGCUGGGAGAGGCCGGCCCGGGAUGGCGUACCCCUCGAACGCGGGCGGUGGAAUGGGGGCCGGGAAUAACCUGCUGGCAGAGACGCUGCAACAAGGAGCCAGGGGCCCGCAGCCAGGGGCCAUGAACAAGAUUGGUAUGAUGGGAUCCGCGGGUCCCUACGGCUCCCCCUACGGACAGAACUCGACCCAGCAGCUUGGCGCCGGGGGAUUGGGCCCUCAGAUGCAGGGCAAAGCGGGCCUGCCCAACAACUUGACCCAGUUUGGGAUGGAGAAGAAACAGACGGUCACUGCUGGCAUGCCAAACAUGACUCCUCAGCAGCCCCUGCAGGUGACGGGCGGGGGGAUGGCUCCAGGCCCCCCCGGCGCUCAGGGCAUGGGCGUGGCCGGGGUGGCGCCCCCCACAGCCGACCCGGAGAAGCGCAAGCUGAUCCAGCAGCAGCUGGUGCUGCUCCUGCACGCUCACAAGUGCCAGCGGAGAGAGCAGGCGAACGGGGAGAUGCGCCAGUGCAACCUGCCUCACUGCCGAACCAUGAAGAACGUGCUCAACCACAUGACUCACUGCCAGGCUGGCAAGUCCUGCCAGGUCGCACACUGCGCCUCGUCCCGUCAGAUAAUCUCUCACUGGAAGAACUGCACCCGACACGACUGCCCGGUCUGCUUACCACUGAAGAACGCAGGGGAUAAGAGGAACCAGCAAUCUCUCCUCUCCUCUGCGAUGGGUCUGGGUAGCACUCUGGGUUCGGUCGGAGGGGGGCAGCCCAAUCAGCCCAGUCUGAACCCCCCCAGUCAGAUCGACCCCAGCUCCAUCGAGCGGGCCUACGCAGCCCUGGGGCUCACCUACCAGGGCAACCAAGUGCAGACCCAGUCUCCCCAGGUACAGGGAGCAGGACAACAGCCAGGCCAGAGCAUGCAGGGCCAGCAAGCCAUGAGGCCGAUAAACACCAUGGGAGGGAGUCCGAUGGGGGUGAAUGGAGGGGUCGGAGUUCAGUCACAGAACCCACAGUCCAGCCUCCUGUCUGAUUCUAUGUUGCAUUCUGCGAUGAAUUCUCAAAAUCCCCUGAUGGGUGAUGUCACUGGGGUUGGUAGCAUGGGCUCCUUGCCCACCGCGGCGCCCCCCUCCAGCACGGGCAUCAGGAAAUCCUGGCAUGAAGACAUCACCCAGGAUCUGAGGAACCACCUCGUCCACAAACUUGUUGUGUUUCUGGUGUUCAGAGUGCAGGCGAUCUUCCCCACUCCGGACCCCGCUGCUCUGAAGGACCGCCGCAUGGAAAACCUCGUGGCCUACGCCCGGAAAGUGGAGGGAGACAUGUACGAGUCCGCCAACAGCAGGGCGGAGUAUUACCAUCUCCUCGCUGAGAAGAUCUACAAGAUCCAGAAGGAGCUGGAGGAGAAGCGAAGGACGCGACUUCAGAAGCAGGGUGUGAUGCCAGGGAUGACUCCGGGUCCUUCCCCGAAUGGUCCGCUCCCAGACCCCUCCAUGAUUCGCCCCAACUUGCCAAACCAGAUGAGCAGAAUCCAGACUCAGCCCGGGAUGAACCAGUUUGGUCAGAUGAACCUGCCGUCUCUUAGCCAGAGAUCCACACCGCCUCUCCAACAGCACCAGGGACCGCUGACCCAGCCAGGAGCCCUGAACCAGAUGGGUAUGGGGGGUGCGCGGAUGGCCCAGCCCGCAGUGGGUCAGAUGCAGAACCAGAACCAGUACCUCCCGUCGGCCCAGUUCACAGGAGCCUCUCCAGGGAUGAACUCCAACAGCGUGGGUCUGACUCCACCCAACAGCCAGGCCUCCAUGAACCAGACUCAGCUGUCUAACUCCUCCCUCUCUGUGCACAGUCCUGCCGGGUCAGUGGGCUCCCUGGGUCCAGGCAGCGUGGGACCCCCAAGCCAAGGAAACUCCCAAAUGCACUGCCCCCCGUCGAUACCCCAAGCCCCUCUCCGGCAGAACUCCCCUUCCCCUGCCCGCUCCCUCACCCCCACCCCUCACCCCACCCCUCCCGGCCUGGGACCCCCCGGAGGAUCGCAGACCCCCCGGGCGCAAACCCCAACCCCCCCACAGAGCGCGCGGCCCCCCUCCGUGCCCCCUCCCCCUCCCCACCCCCCUCAAUCUCAAUCUCAACCCCAGCAGCAGCAGCAGCAGCAGCAGCCAUCUCAGCCCUCUCCCGCACAUCCCCUGCAAGGAGCCUCCCACUCUCUAGGGGCAGCGAUGAGCGAGAAGCAGCAGCAGCAUCAGCAUCAUCAGAAUGCCAUCAACAGCUCCGUCGCCGCGGCGACCGCUCAGCCAAUGCAGUCGCAUCAGCACCCCAGGACUCCACUGUCUCAGAAAUCCGCGGUGACCGGUGACGGGCUGACCUCAAACCCGGCCUCCGCCUGCAGCGCCGACGCCAGCUCCCAGCAGCCCCCGCCCGACCCCGCGCCGCACGAAGGGAAGAUGGAGGUCAAGCAGGAAGAGGAGGAGGAAGAGGAGGGGCCGGGGGCGGAGCUUGGCGGAGUCAAACAGGAAGCGAAGCCAGAGGUGAAGGAGGAUUUGGGCCCAGCGGAGGACAGCAAGCCCGAGCCCAUGGACUCUUCAUCCUCCUCCUCCUCUUCCUCCUCGGAGGACAAGAAGCCCGAGUUGAAGCUGGAGCCCCGAGAGGAGGAGGGAGGGGAGGGGCCGGGCACCCCCGCCCCCCAGACCUCCCCCAGCCCCGGCCAGAGCAAGAGGAAAAUCUUCAAGCCGGAGGAGUUGCGUCAGUCUCUCAUGCCCACUCUGGAGGCUCUGUACAGGCAGGACCCCGAGUCUCUGCCCUUCCGCCAGCCUGUGGACCCCCAGUUACUGGGAAUACCCGUACGUAUUCGAACUAGUAACCGCACUAACCUGGAUUAUUUCGACAUUGUGAAGAACCCCAUGGAUCUGUCCACCAUCAAACGCAAGCUGGACACGGGGCAGUAUCAGGAGCCGUGGCAGUACGUGGACGAUAUCUGGCUCAUGUUUAACAACGCCUGGCUGUACAACCGGAAGACCUCCCGGGUCUACAAGUACUGCUCCAAGCUAGCGGAGGUCUUUGAGCAGGACAUCGACCCCGUCAUGCAGGGGCUGGGGUACUGCUGCGGGAGGAAGCUGGAGUUCUCUCCUCAGACGCUGUGUUGCUACGGGAAACAGCUGUGUACGAUCCCGCGAGACGCAGCCUAUUUCAGCUACCAGAACAGUUCACCCAAAUAUGGCCUUAUUGCUGACAGGUAUCACUUCUGUGAGAAGUGUUUCAACGAAAUCCCGGGGGAGACGGUGGCGCUGGGAGACGACCCGUCCCAGACGCAGACGACAAUAGGCAAAGAUCAAUUUGAAAAGAAAAAGAACGACACACUGGACCCUGAACUGCUUGUUGAAUGUACUGACUGUGGGCGCAAAAUGCACCAAAUCUGCGUCCUUCAUAACGAGACAAUCUGGCCAGCAGGCUUUACUUGCGAUAACUGUCUGAAGAAAGCCGGCAAAACGAGAAAAGAGAACAAAUACGCAGCGAGAAGCAAGUGGAGGCUCCCCCAGACGAAGCUGGGCAGCUUCCUGGAGACGCGGGUCAACGACUACCUGCGACGGCAGAACCACCCCGAGUCGGGCGACGUGACGAUCCGCGUGGUGCACGUGUCGGACAAGGUGGUGGAGGUGAAGCCCGGCAUGAAGUCCAGGUUCGUGGACACCGGGGAGAUGGCGGAGUCCUUCCCCUAUCGGACGAAGGCUCUGUUUGCCUUCGAGGAGAUCGACGGAGCAGACGUCUGCUUCUUCGGGAUGCACGUGCAGGAGUACGGAUCGGACGCGCCUUCCCCUAACCAGAGGCGGGUGUACAUAUCAUACCUGGACAGUGUUCAUUUCUUCCAACCCCGAUGCCUCAGGACGGGCGUCUACCACGAGAUUCUCAUUGGCUACCUGGAAUACGUCAAGAAACUGGGUUACACGACGGGUCACAUCUGGGCCUGCCCCCCCAGCGAGGGGGAUGACUACAUCUUCCACUGCCACCCGGCCGACCAGAAGAUCCCCAAACCCAAGCGGCUGCAGGAGUGGUACAAGAAGAUGCUGGACAAGGCCGUGUCCGAGCGCAUCGUGCACGACUACAAGGACGUGUUCAAGCAGGCCACGGAGGACCGGCUGACCAGUGCCAAUGAGCUGCCCUACUUCGAGGGGGACUUCUGGCCAAACGUGCUGGAGGAGAGCAUCAAGGAGCUGGAGCAAGAGGAGGAGGAGAGGAAGAGAGAGGAGAGCAGCACGAGCAACGAGAGCACCGACGUGAAUAAGGGCGACAGCAAGAACGCCAAGAAGAAGAACAACAAGAAGACGAGCAAGAACAAGAGCAGCUUGAGCCGCGCCAUCAAGAAGAAACCGGGCAUGCCCAACGUGUCCAACGACCUCUCCCAGAAACUCUACGCCACCAUGGAGAAGCACAAAGAGGUGUUCUUUGUGAUCCGGCUGAUCGCGGGCCCCACCCUGAACUCGCUGCCCCCCAUCGUGGACCCGGACCCCCUGAUGGCGUGUGACCUGAUGGACGGGCGGGACGCGUUCCUCACGCUGGCGCGGGACAAGCACCUGGAGUUCUCCUCGCUGCGGCGGGCCAAGUGGUCCUCCAUGUGCAUGCUGGUGGAGCUGCACAACCAGAGCCAGGACCGCUUCGUCUACACCUGCAACGAAUGCAAGCACCACGUGGAGACGCGCUUCCACUGCACCGUGUGCGAGGAUUACGACCUGUGCAUCACCUGCUACAGCACCAAGCGCCACGAGCACAAGAUGGAGAAGCUGGGUCUGGGUCUGGACGACGAGAGCGGCAGCUCCGCCUCCGCCUCCACCCAGAGCCCCGGAGACUCCCGGCGCCUCUCCAUCCAGCGCUGCAUCCAGUCCCUGGUGCACGCCUGCCAGUGCCGCAACGCCAACUGCUCCCUGCCUUCCUGCCAGAAGAUGAAGAGGGUGGUGCAGCACACCAAGGGCUGCAAGCGCAAGACCAACGGGGGCUGCCCCAUCUGCAAGCAGCUCAUCGCCCUCUGCUGCUACCACGCCAAGCACUGCCAGGAGAACAAGUGCCCCGUGCCUUUCUGCCUCAACAUCAAGCACAAGCUGAGGCAGCAGCAGCUGCAGCACCGGCUCCAGCAAGCGCAGAUGCUGAGGAGGAGGAUGGCCAGCAUGCAGAGGGUGGUGGGGGCCGGAGCUGUGACCGGGACAGGAGCGGGACAGCCCCCCCCUCCUCCUCCUCCUCCCUGUUCCUCUUCGUCAUCGUCAUCCUCUUCGUCGCAGCAGGGGUUGCCGUCCCCGGGGGGCGUGGCUCCCACCACGCCGACCAGCACCCAGCCCCCCACCCCUCAGACUCCCUCGCAGCAGAUGCAGACCCCUGGUCAGCUCACCCCACAGCACGGGGGUUUACAGCAACAGCAAAUGCCCCAACAGCUGCAGCAGCAGCAGCAGCAGCAGCUCCAGACUCCACAGCAAGCCCAGAUCCCACCCAACAGCCUCCCUCCUUACGGCCGGCCCCCUGGUCAGCUUCACUCCCAGGGCAAGCCCGGGCUUGGGCCAGCCACCCCUCCCCACCAGCCCCAGUCUCAACCCCAACCCCAGCAGCAGCAGCAGCAGCAGGGGCAAGGAGGAGGAGGAGGAGGUGGAGGAGGCGCGCCUCCUCCUGGCCCUCCUCCAGCGGCCGUGGAGAUGGCCAUGCAGAUCCAGAGGGCGGCAGAGACGCAGAGGCAGAUGGCCCAGGCUCAGAUCUUUCAGAGGCAGGCGGCAGCGGCGGCUGCAGCCAUGAGCAACCCGCACCACCAGAUGGGGGGCCCCCCCCAGCCCGGAGCCGGGGUCCAGCCUGGUGGGAUGGGAGGCGGCGGCGGUGGGGGGGGAGGCAUGAAUCACCCUUCCCUGCCCUCGCAGUCUCCGGCUGCCGCGGCGGCAGCGGCCGCAGUAGCUGCCAGGGUUCACCUGGAACAGCAGGGGCUGGCGGUGGGGCAGCAAGUGAUGCCCCAGUCGGUGGCGCAGCAGCAAAUGCAAGUGCAGCAGCAAAUGCCCCAGCAGCAAAUGCCCCAGCAACAGCAGCAGCAGCAGCAGUGGGUUAGCCAGCAAUUGCAGCAGCAGCAGCAGCAGCAACAAAGACAGGCAAUGUUACUUCAGAUGGGACACCCGUCUCUACAACAACAGCAGCAGCAGCAGCAGCAACAGAUCCAGCAGCAACAGAUCCAGCAGCAGCAGCAGCAAGUUGGGGCUCAAACCGUGGGUCCGAACCGGGGUACCCACCCCCAGGCCGCCCUCCAGGACCUGCUCCGGACCCUGCGUUCCCCCAGCUCCCCCCUCCAGCAGCAGCAAGUCCUCAACAUCCUCCGCUCAAACCCGCAGCUCAUGGCUGCCUUCAUCAAGCAGAGGGCAGCCAAGUACCAGGGAGGAGGAGGAGGAGGAGGAGGAGGGGCGGGACCCGGACCGGGAGGGGGACAGCAGCAGCAGCAGCAGCCUCCCAAUCAAAUGCACCCUGGGCAAGGAGGUGGUCCCGGAGGGGUGGUGGGAGGGCUGCCUAAUAUGAGCCAGCUUCAGCAGCAGCAGCAGAUGCAGAGGGCUGUGGUGGGAGGCAUGGCAGCCCAACAGCAAGUAGUGAACCAGCAGCAGCAACAACAGCAGCAGCAGCAGCAAGUAGUGAACCAGCAACAGCAACAAGUGCAACAGCCAGGGAUGGUGGGAGGAGGAGGAGGAGGAGGGCAGCCAAUGAACAUCAACCACCCAGCGAUGAACCCGCAGUACAGGGAGCUGCUAAUGCGACGGCAGCUCAUGCAGCAGCAGCAGCAGCAUCAACAACAACAACAACAACAAGCUGCGGCUGCAGCAGCCGCCGCUGCAGCUCAGCAGCAGAUGAGCAACCACGCACAGUUCCAGCAGCCCGCAGGGUACCAGCAGCAGCAGCAGGUGCAGCAGCAGCAGCAGCAGCAGGUGUACGGGGGUCAGAACGCAGUCACUCAGCAACAGGUUGCAGCAGCAGUGCAGCAACAACGCAUGCAGCAGCAGCAGCAACACCACUUACAGCAGCUGCAGCAGCAGCAGCAGCAGCAGCAAGGGUCGUUGGUGGCAAUGCAGCAGCAGCAGCAGCAGCCAGGGGGCGAUGUUUCUCAACAGCAGCACGUUCUACAGCAGAGGCUACUUCAUCAGCAGCAGAUGGGAGGCAGUCCAGUCCACCACAGCAACCCCAUGAGCCCCCAGCAGCAGCAGCUGUCCCAGUCUCCACACCUCCAGGGCCAGCCCCUGCCUUCCUCGCUCAGCCACCAAGUGCGCUCCCCCCAGCCCGUGCCCUCCCCCCGGCCCCAGUCGCAGCCCCCCCACUCCAGCCCCUCCCCCCGCAUGCAGCCCCAGCCCUCCCCACAUCACGUCUCCCCUCAGACGGGCUCCCCACACCCCGGGCACCACCCGACUCACCCGGCCCACAUGGUGGUGCCUCAGCAGCAGCUGGGAAACUCUAUGGAUCAGGGUCCGUUCGGGUCGUCGGAACAGAACCCCAUGCUGAUGAACCCGGGGAUGGGGGGGAUGCAAGGGGGGGCCAGCGGACAGGACAUGUGUGCGUCGAAUAACCCGGAUAUGGGCCAGAACAUUUCUCACAGUACACUAGACAUGUUGUAGCAUUGCUUUUUAUUAUUAUAAUAAUUAUUAUUAUUAUUAUUAUUUUUUUUUUUCUAUUUAAUUUUUCACACAAGCGCAUACGUACACAGGCCUUCCUGUGGGUGUUUGAAAACCAUGCAGAAAAUAAAUGAUGUUUAUUAUUAUUAUUAUUAUUAUUAUUAUUAAAAGGAAGGACAAUUUUCAAUCUCCUCUCCCUCACCCCUCCAAGAAUGAUGACAGUUCUAAAAUAUAUAUGCUUUUCUUUUUAAAAUGAAAAGGCAAAAACAUUAAACUGUGUGGAUUUUUUUAUGAUUAAUAUUGAGUUUUGGUUUUUUUUUCUUAACAGAAACGAUAUCAACGUUUAAAAUACCAGCCCUCAAAGUGUGCUUGGAUGAUCAGAUUCAAAGAGAAUACUAAGGGAUAGCUGACUGUACAAAGAAUAUAUUUUUGUUAAAACGACAGAGAUUAAAAGAAAAAAAAAGGUGGUGGUUGGGAGGGGGAGGCUGCUUUUAAACCUAUCUUGAUUUAAAUAAACUGUAUAAUUUUCUGCGUUUUUCAGUAGCCUGGGUUUUCUUGUUUAAAGGUUUCAUUGCUGGUUUAACACCAUUUUUUUGGUUUUGUUUUAUAUAUAUUUAUAUAUAUAUAUAUUUUAUUUUUACAUGCAAAUGUCUUUGUAAGUCUGCCCUGUCCAAUUCUUAAUAACGGAUGUGAAAUAAUAAGUGGUUUGCUUGCUGUGGGGAGUAUGUAUGGAUAUCCCAGAAGGACCUGGGAGGGUUGGGAAAACGUGGGGUACCCAAAAAGACUGUAAAGAACUUUUACGAACCCCCCCCCCCCCCAAAAAAAAAGCCCACCCCUGUCCCUCCCCCUCUUUCUUGCAUUCUCUCAAAUGAGUAUUUUUCAAUUAACUUUAAAAGGGUCUCUCUCUCUCCCCGGUUUUAAAUUUUUCGGUGAACUUUAAGCCAACACACGGACUGAUUUUUCUACUUUUUCGAUGACCUAUAUGAACCUUUUUUGAGUAUUUAAAAAAAAAAAUUAAAAAAAAAAGCCUGUACAGAUUUAAAUAAGGAUACAAACUACUUCUGUUUCGUUUUUUGUUUUUUUAAUUUUUUUUUUUGUUUGCACAUAUACACCCAAAAACAACAUGGAAAUGAUAAUAAUAAUAAUAACAAUAAUAAUUAAAAAAUAAUAAUUCAAGAACAUUUGGGCAGCUGCCAGAAAAAAUAAAUGGAUUAUUUUUUUAAUUUUUUUUUUUUUAUAUAUAUAUACAAAAAAACUAAAACAUCUCUCUCCGGAUCUGUGAACAUGAGGAGGAGAAAAGGACAACUGUUUUUUGUUUUUUUUCCCUUAUCUGGAUUGGCCUCGGAUCGUUUUUCAUGAAGACGGAAUGUGUAAUGAGAAGGGCCACAGUUUAAGCAGACAGGACGGGCCCCUGUGUGUGUGUCUCUCUGGUGUGGUGGAGAAGUGGGGGGGGGAAAGACUUCAGUGGGACAAAAAUGGACCCUCCAGCAGGAACUUUUGUCCCCCUGCCCUCUCCCUCUUUAUCUGGGAUCUCUCUCGCUCUCUCGCUGUCUGCUACAGACUUGGAUUGAAACUACAGUCAAACUUGAAAGUCCGAAAAGGGGAGGCAGAACGACAAAAACACACACGACACGACCCCCUUUAUGUCUUUGUUCCGAUUUCCCUCUUCUGAGAAAAUGUUGUACAUCAUGCAAUUUUGAUUCUUGUUAUUAUUAUUAUUAUUAUUGUUAUAUAUAAAUAUGGAAGUACUUUGGAUCACUGUAUAGAAUCUUAUGAUUUGUAUUUUGUUUCUGAUCUAUUGUUAAUAAAAAAUGUGUGAGACUUU